This is a messenger RNA of Photinus pyralis (common eastern firefly), 1755 nucleotides long. RefSeq names its product tubulin-specific chaperone E-like. The transcript is spliced from 7 exons. The coding region runs from base 145 to 1716 and encodes 523 amino acids. Gene Ontology annotation, molecular function: alpha-tubulin binding. Gene Ontology annotation, biological process: protein folding. Lineage: Eukaryota; Metazoa; Arthropoda; Insecta; Coleoptera; Lampyridae. The record is from RefSeq and is a predicted model, not a curated record.
ACGCAUUUGGCAUUCAAAUUAACAACAAAAGAAAUGUCAAUCGUGAUUUCUACAAUAAACUGAAAUUAAAUCAAAUUUAUAGUCAUAAGUCAUUAAAACUUAUUGAUUUUUUGUUAAAGGAAAUAUGCAACUUUAUUAAUCGCAAUGAUGGUCUUAAAGCACGAAGAUGAGAUGAUUUCAAUAAAAACUGCAAAUAUCGGCGAUAGAAUUGAGAGUGGCGGCUCAUUCGGCACCGUUAAGUAUAUCGGUUUAAUCGAGGGCUACACGAACAUCUGGCUCGGCGUCGAUUGGGACUACAGCGACCGCGGGAAGCACAAUGGUAGCGUUAACGGCGUGAGCUAUUUCUGCACGAGGACGCCGACGUCCGGUUCCUUUAUACGACCCGAGAAGGUCCACCUCGGCCGGUCGGUAAUGAAAGCGAUCACGUCGCGUUACGGACAAAUGGACGACGAGGCCGCUGCCAAAUUGACCGAAGCGGAACUGUACAGUAUUCAGAAGACCAUGAACGCGCCCUUCCUGGAGUUUGUCGGUUUCGACGAGAUCGCCAGUAAACAAAGCAACUUCCAGAAGCUGGAGGUGAUCAAUUUGCGACUGCAGAACGUCAGCAACAUCGACGGUCAGGUCGGUUUGCGAGAACUCUGCCCGCACGUCGUCGAGCUCGACGUCUCGAAGAAUCUGUUUACCGAAUGGACGACCAUCUUCAACAUUUGCCUUCAGCUGGAGCUGCUGAAGUGGUUGAAUGUCAGCGAGAACAUUAUGGGGGAGAUGCCGACCGAUUACGGAUAUUAUCGAUUUCCGAAGUUAAAGUCGUUAAUCUGCGGCACGAUGCGGUUGGAUUGGGAUACCGUGUUGGAAUUGGGGCGGGUCUAUCCGUUCGUGGACGAGUUGCGAGCGCCGCUUAACGGAAUUACAACUUUGGAUACGCCCGAAGGUCUGUUUCCGAAUCUCGCCGUACUCGACUUGGAAGGAAAUCCGAUCGGUGGUUGGGAGGAAGUUUGUAAGCUCGCGGCGAUUCCGCGCUUGGAACAUUUGAACGUCGAAAAUACGGGAAUUACGCGAAUUUACUUUCAGAAGUCGAAUAUGUUUCCUAAUUUGAAGAAGCUGGUGAUAUCGUGCAAUCGUAUUGGUGACUGGGAGUCGAUAGGGGAGCUUGACAAACUACAGUGCCUGGAAGAUCUUCGCUUUUUAAAAAAUCCAAUUUUGGAAUCGGAAACGUACGCCACCUGCAUACAGCUAAUAAUCGCUCGAAUUGGCAACCUGCAGGUUCUCAACGGCGCAGUACUUCGUUCGGACGAACGAAAAGGCGCCGAAUACGACUAUAUAAAAAAGUACGGCUUGGAAUGGCUGAGUGUCCAAAGUGACGCCGAGCGAAAGCUACAGUUCAUCAGGCAGCACAAUCGCUACGAAACGCUCAUCGAAAAGUACGGUACGCCAGACGAGAGCGAGCUCGCCGCCAAGCAGACCGUCAUCAAGGUGUCUUUAAUCGAAGUGUUAUUUGUGCAUAAUGAAAAAUCGCGCACCAAGAAGCUGCCACCGACGAUACUCGUUCAAAAACUGAUAAUGCUGGCCCAAAAAUUGUUCGCCCUGUCCUCCAGGCCGACUUUAAAGUACGUAAGCGGCCUCGCGUCCGAAAUCGAGAUCGAGCUGAACGACGAGGGCAAGGAGUUGGGAUUCUAUUCCGUUCAAGAUGGUGAUAAAAUUAUUGUAACAUUGUGAUAAUAAUAAAUUUAUUAAUAAUAAACGUUAUAUAGCUAA